CGCCGUCCAUUCCUCUCUCGCUGCGCUCUUCAUUCUUACCUGUUCCAGCACUACUGACUACAGCUCUCGAGUUGGUGCGCCACGUCCCCCCCGGCCGAAAAAACUCACCUCAACUGUUUCCAACGCUUUCCAGGAUCACUAAAAGACAUUUUCAUCAAUAACAACUCGCCGUGGGAACGCACCUUCUUUCUUUUUUUGCCGCUCGUGGACCCCCACCACUCCGCGUUAGACCCGCCACCAUGCACUUGUUGUCCGUCGGCUCCCUGGGCUCCCUCGUCUUUCUCUUCGCAACCGUUCUCCGCCAAGCAAGCAGCCUGGAGACGGUGGUGGGCAUGUACGGCCAAACGUUGGAGAUUCCGUGCAACAAAGGAGCCGUGAAAGCGGAAGAUGUUCUGAUGACAAAGUGGAAAUAUGAUAAAGGGGAUGGACACGGAGGAGACCUGCUGGUCAGAACGAAAACCGAAAGCGUCUCCGUUAUCGCCACGGAUGAAUACAAGGGCCGCAUCAACAUGGCCGCCAACUCCAGUCUGCUACUGUCUGCCGCCAAACUGAGUGACCAACGCACUUUUACCUGCAUGGUGGUGCUCAGCUUAGAUAUCUACGAGUACCCGGUCAACGUGGUUGUCUACAAGGCGCCCGCAGGAGUGGAGAUUUCUGACAAGGCACCAGAGCUGGAGAUCGGCAAACCUACCAAGCUGGCCACUUGUGUGGCAAAAGACGCCAACCCGGCAGCCAACGUCACAUGGGUGAAGAACAACAAACCUCUGGCGGAUGGCGGCAAAGGCGUUUCCAUCCGAGGCUCGGUGCAGGUUGACCCCGUGACCGGCCUGUCCACCACCUCGUCCACGCUGGAGUACUCGGCUACCAAAGAGGACGCCGACGCGCAGUUCUCGUGCAGCGCUCGGCACCAAGUUGGCAAAGAGAUGAUGUCAUCCGAGCUCACUUUCACCAUCACAUACUCCACGGAGAACAUCAUCCUUCAAGUGAUUGCCCCAGAACCUCUGCUGGAAGGCGACAACGUGACCCUCAAAUGCGUAGCGGAUGGCAACCCGGCGCCGACCAGCUUUAACUUCCACCUGAAGGGCGAUGUCAUCCCGGUGAAAAAUACAAAUACAUACACCCUCGCUCAUGUCUCCCGUGACACCACCGGUGAAUACCAAUGCUCCCUAAUUGACAACCCCGCCAUGAUGGCUUCCAAGGACGUCACAGUCAAUUACCUAGACAUCAAUUUAAGCCCCACCGGGAACGUCAUCAAGAAAGCCGGGGAGGCCUUGGAGCUGUCUUUUCAGAUCGACUCUUCGGGCGAAUCAAAAGUCUCCUGGACCAAGGACAAUGUCAAGCUGGACAAAGAGCCCAAGUUUAACAAGCUGAAGUACUCCGAUUCUGGCCGCUAUGAGGGUGAGGUGGAGAUGGGGGCACUCCGCAGGAGGGCUUCUUUUGACCUGGUUGUUGAAGGCGCUCCAGUGAUCAAACAGCUGUCCAAACAUCGUAGUGAAGAUGGUCAACAUAAAGUCUUGAUUUGUGAGGCCGAGGGCUCUCCAAAGCCAUCUGUUUCCUGGAGCAUCAAUGGCACCUCGCAUGAUGAAAGUCCCUUCGUCAACGGCAAGGUCACGCACAAAAUCACGGUGGUGCCCACCGUCAACCUGACCGUCUCCUGCACCGUGUCCAACGAAUUUGGCGAGGACACGCGGGACAUCAACGUGUCGUCUCUAUUUGAGGAGGUGAGAGUGGAUAAACGAGACCAAUCGGACGACGCCGAUCAAACCAAGUUGGUGGUCGGGGUGGUGGUUGGACUUCUCAUCGCCGCCAUGGUCAUUGGGCUGGCUUACGGGAUCUACCAGAAGAAAUCCAAACAAGGCAGCUGGAAGACCGGCGAGAAGGAGAACGGCUCCUCCGAGGAAGAGAGAAAGCUGGAGGAGAAGGUGGAGGAGAACAGCCAAAAAGCCGAAGUGUAGAGAAACGCCCGAGCCGCCUGCCAUCUGUCGGGAAUGUGAAAGUGAGAACAUGGAACUUUGCACGUUUCUCCUCCUCACCUCAUCUCUUGAGAAAAGAAGAAGAAAAAAAAAAUGUGUACAUUACAAUGAAGACAGCUUGGAUUUGAUUUCAGGGAGAAUUUGACUACAAAUCCAAUCCCACUCUGGAGGAAGAAAAAAAAAAAAGCAGACAAUUGGAUACUGUAUGUGAUCUACAUGCACUACUUGACACGCCCGCGCAUAUACACAGUUGUAGCUCUGUCUUCUGUUAGCAGUCAUGUUUGUUAGAAAGGAACUUUUUUGGUUAGUUGCUGCAAGUGAAAUCACUUCUAGACCAGUUUGGCCUUUGCUGUAAAUGAUGUGUGGAAAGCGCAUUGUGUUUUAUGUCAUCUGCUUUUUUUUUUCUUUUUUUUUCUCUUAGGAUGUAUAUACAUCUGUUUGUUCAUUCGUGGCGUAGAGAAAGGACAAAAGGGUUAUAACUGAUGUUGGUCUUGGCGAGGAUGCGCCAUUUAUCAUUUUUUUUUCCAAAUGUACUGCGCAGUGGCGGCGGCCGAGCAGGUAGAUUGAUCCCGGCGAGUGAUGUCCACGUCACUUUUCCUAUCUACCCGCUCGGGUCUUCAUUUUUGAGUUUGAGUUGUCACUGGGACGAUUCCGUUGUGAAGUACGACUUUUAUUUUGUCGUUGUUGCUGUUACUAUUUAUGUUGUGCAAGAAAAAGAGCUUUUUUUCCCAAGUUAUGAAUUGUUGAUGAAACCACGCUUGCAGACUUGAGACGUAUCUUAGUUAAUUUCUGAUUUGAAAGCAUCCAAUUGGAAGAAUGACCAAAGAAAGUGAACAUUGCCAUGCAAGUAUUGUAAAUAUCUGUUUUGUUUUUUGUACUUUUGUUUAAAAUAAAGUGUACAUUUGGAAAACAUG
This is a messenger RNA of Syngnathus typhle (broad-nosed pipefish), 2887 nucleotides long. RefSeq names its product CD166 antigen homolog A-like. The transcript has 16 exons. Gene Ontology annotation, molecular function: cell adhesion molecule binding. Gene Ontology annotation, biological process: cell-cell adhesion. The record is from RefSeq and is a predicted model, not a curated record. Lineage: Eukaryota; Metazoa; Chordata; Actinopteri; Syngnathiformes; Syngnathidae. Gene Ontology annotation, cellular component: cell-cell junction. The coding region runs from base 240 to 1955 and encodes 571 amino acids.